This is a messenger RNA of Amborella trichopoda, 3476 nucleotides long. RefSeq names its product protein EMBRYO DEFECTIVE 2247. The record is from RefSeq and is a predicted model, not a curated record. Gene Ontology annotation, cellular component: cytoplasm; cytosol. NCBI's taxonomy places the organism in Eukaryota, Viridiplantae, Streptophyta, Magnoliopsida, Amborellales, Amborellaceae. Gene Ontology annotation, molecular function: valine-tRNA ligase activity; aminoacyl-tRNA deacylase activity; ATP binding. Gene Ontology annotation, biological process: valyl-tRNA aminoacylation.
GUCAUCCUCUUGGCGCCCGAAUUGUCCACUUCUUCGCGCCUCACAAGCUUAGCUUCUUCCUGUAGAGCUUCACUGGCGUGGUCAUCCACGGCUAAUUAGGGUUUCUCCUUUUCCUUGCGCCUGAGCCCUGAUGGCCACCUGGCUCUAGGGUUUUUACAGACGCCAUUGGCUUCUCUCUCUAGACUGGAAAAGCUCAAUUUCCAGCAAAGCUAGCGGUUUAUUUUGACAACCUUAUCCUUUUGUCUUUCACCAUCAAUUCGAGAUUCUUACCCAUGCAUUUAGAGUUUCUCCCCGUUCUAUUGAUUGCAUGAAUGACCAAAUUAUUCCGGUUUUCUCACACUAGACUGAAAACCCCAAGUAUAAAAUGGCGUUCUCAAGGCCAAGCUUCUUCAGUCCCAGAGUUUACAGAUGCAAUCCAUUUUUAUUCCCGACCACAUUUCGUUCAUAUUGGUCGGGUUCAUCUACGAGUCAGUGGAAGUUCAAGCGUCUCAGUCGAAAAUCUUUCUCAGCCAUGGCAGCGGUAAGAGGUGGAUUCAUCUCUCCAGAGACUUCGAAAUCAUUUGAUUUUACAGCCGAGGAGAGGAUAUAUAGCUGGUGGGAAUCCCAAGGACUUUUCAAGCCAAAUUGUGAUUGUGGAGGGGACCCUUUUGUAAUUUCCAUGCCUCCGCCUAAUGUUACUGGGGCUUUACACAUGGGACAUGCAAUGUUUGUCACUCUCGAGGAUAUUAUGGUUAGAUACUCCCGUAUGAAGGGCAGGCCAACACUAUGGAUCCCUGGCACUGAUCAUGCUGGCAUCGCAACUCAGUUGGUUGUAGAGCGUCUAUUGGCCUCUGAUGGCAUAAAAAGGACUGACCUGAGCAGAGAGGAGUUUACAAGCAAAGUUUGGAAAUGGAAAGCAAAAUACGGUGGGGCAAUAACAAAUCAAAUAAAGAGAUUGGGUGCAUCUUGUGAUUGGAGUAGGGAGCACUUCACACUUGAUGAGCAGCUAAGUCGCGCUGUUGUCGAGGCUUUUGUUAGCUUGCAUGAGAAAGGCCUAAUAUAUCAAGGUUCAUAUAUGGUCAAUUGGUCUCCCAAACUUCAAACUGCUGUCUCCGACUUGGGCACCAAGAUCAAUAAGGUCCCUCAAAUUCCACCUAAGUUCAAGAAGGAAGUAGAGUAUUCUGAAGAAGUUGGUUCUCUUUAUUACAUCAAAUAUCGUGUUGCUGGUGGUUCCAGGAGUGACUUUCUUACCAUAGCAACAACACGGCCAGAGACAUUAUUUGGUGAUGUAGCCGUUGCGGUGCAUCCUGAGGAUGAACGGUACGCUAUGUAUGUUGGCAGGCAAGCCAUUGUGCCCCUCACAUUUGGACGGCAUGUACCUAUUAUCGCUGACAAAUAUGUGGAUAAAGAAUUUGGAACUGGAGUGUUGAAGAUAAGCCCUGGGCAUGAUCACAAUGAUUAUCUUCUGGCAAGAAAGCUAGGUCUUCCUAUACUCAAUGUGAUGAACAAGGACGGGACUGUAAAUGAUGUCGCUGGACUAUACUGCGGACUUGACCGUUUUGAAGCCCGUAAAAAGGUUUGGUCAGAUCUCGAAGAGACCGGUCUGGCUGUGAAAAAGGAGUCCUAUAAUUUACGAGUUCCAAGAUCUCAACGUGGUGGAGAAGUAAUUGAACCACUUGUGAGCAAGCAAUGGUUUGUAGAAAUGGAGCCUUUGGCUGAGAAAGCUCUUGAUGCAGUGAAGAGAGGGAAGUUAACAAUUAUCCCUGAAAGGUUUGAGAAGAUAUAUAAUCAUUGGUUAUCGAAUAUCAAGGAUUGGUGUAUAAGUAGGCAGUUAUGGUGGGGGCACCGUAUACCAGUUUGGUACAUUGAAGGUAAGGAUUGUGAAGACUAUUAUGUUGUUGCAAGGGAUGAAUCUGAAGCACUUACUGUAGCUCAUGAGAAGUAUGGGAAAGGGGUGAAAAUAUAUCAGGAUCCGGAUGUUUUGGACACUUGGUUUUCAAGUGCUCUUUGGCCCUUCAGUACCCUUGGCUGGCCAGAUGUGUCAGCUGAGGAUUUCAAGCAUUUUUAUCCCACUACAGUCCUUGAAACAGGGCAUGAUAUUUUGUUCUUCUGGGUAGCUCGGAUGGUUAUGAUGGGAAUUGAGUUCACAGGGACUGUGCCUUUCUCAUAUGUCUAUCUCCAUGGACUUAUCCGAGACUCCCAAGGCCGAAAAAUGUCAAAAACAUUGGGAAAUGUCAUAGACCCAAUAGAUACCAUCAAGCAAUUUGGCACAGAUGCUUUACGAUUCACCCUUGCAUUGGGAACUGCUGGACAGGACCUUAAUUUGUCAACAGAAAGAUUGACUUCGAACAAGGCCUUCACCAACAAGUUGUGGAAUGCUGGCAAAUUUGUCUUGCAGAAUUUGCCAGAUGAAAGCGACUUGCCUGGUUGGGAAAACUUAUCGGCAUUCAAGAUUGAUACUGAGGAAUCUUUGCUUGGGCUACCUUUAACCGAGCGUUGGGUGGUCUCAAAACUUCACGAGCUUAUUGAUGAUGUCACUUCAAGCUAUGACAAAUUUUUCUUUGGAGAUGUUGGAAGAGCAAUCUAUGAUUUUUUCUGGGGCGAAUUUGCUGACUGGUAUAUUGAAGCUAGUAAAGCUCGUCUAUAUGCCACUGAAGACCUUUCAAUUACUUAUGUAGCACGGGCGGUCCUUCUGUAUGUCUUUGAGAAUGUACUUAAGUUACUCCAUCCUUUCAUGCCUUAUGUAACUGAAGCACUAUGGCAGGCUCUGCCUAAUCGUAAAAGUGCUUUAAUUGUAUCUAGUUGGCCCAACACUUCACUUCCGAGAGAUGCAAAAUCUGUCAAACAUUUUGAGAGUUUGCAGUCUUUGACGAGAGCUAUUAGAAAUGCUCGAGCUGAUUAUUCUGUUGAGCCUGCAAAGCGAAUAUCUGCUACCAUUUUUGCAAAUGAUGAUAUCCUGAAGCAUAUUUCAUCAGAAAAGCAAGUGCUGGCGCUACUUUCCAGGCUAGAUAUACAAAAUGUUCAUUUCACUGAUUCUCUUCCCGAACAUGUGAAACGGUCAGUUCACUUAGUGGCAGGGGAAGGUUUGGAAGCUUAUCUUCCUCUUGCAGAUAUGGUAGAUGUCUCAACAGAACUAAACCGUCUUUCAAAGCGCCUUUCAAAGAUGCAGACAGAGUACGACACACUUGUUAACCGCCUUAAAUCUCCGAAUUUUGUGGAGAAGGCCCCAUCAGAUGUUGUUAAAGGGGUUCAAGAGAAAGCAGCUGAAGCUGAAGAGAAGAUAACUCUAAUGAAAAAACGUCUAGCUUUCCUUGAAUCCACAGUUUUGGUCUCGGAUUAGCAUGUCCCUUUUCUGUUGCAGGCAUUGAUUAUUUAAUGUAUGUAUUUUCCUAUUAAUAAUUUAUUUUUUUCUUCAAUCUUACCUCUUUAUUUUAUGUAUGUAUUUACCUACAAAUAAUUUCUUUAUUUCUUCAAUCUUAUCUCUUUAUUCUUGUUUA